This is a messenger RNA of Symbiodinium natans, 1362 nucleotides long. The record is from the annotation of a GenBank genome assembly. NCBI's taxonomy places the organism in Eukaryota, Dinophyceae, Suessiales, Symbiodiniaceae.
AUGGUGCUUGAGCUGUUGUUGCUAGGCGAACGUGGUAAUGGUUAUGGCUUCUGUGUGAGACUUCUUGAGAGGUUUCAUGAUUUGGACCAGAAGGAGAAGCAGGAGAAAAGCUGGAGGAAGGAAGCAGAGGUGAUUCGACAAGAAGUUCAGGAUUUGCGUUCCAACCACAUUCCUUCGCUUUUUCAGCAGCACAUGAAGGCCAUGAAAGCAAUGCAAGAAGGUCUGACAGCCGUACGUGGUGAGGUGAAGAAGCUCAGUGAAAUCCUGGAGGCAGUCCAGGCAACACAAGCCCCUGUCAGAGAGGAGCACUCCGACAAGGCAAGAGAGGUGUUGGCAUUGAAAGUGCAAGUCAGCGAUUUGCAGGAGCAGGUGACGCAGCUUGUGGUCAAAGGCCUCGAGGAACGCUUUGCGAGCCUAAGGGCGGAUGUGUCAAAGGAGGUCGCCUCUGCUAUCCGAGAGAGCAAGGAGGAUCGCUCAGCUGCCUGGCGAAGACUGUCGGCUCUUGAGGCUUGGCCAGAGUCGCAGGCCGAGCUCAAUGCGGAUCUUCAUAUGCUGCGGCAGGAGCACGAGGAGGACAGAAGCCUCAUGGAGGCUCUUCGCCGCGAUCUGGAAGGGUUGGGCAGACAGGUAGUACAACUUCGGAGAGAAGUUUCGAUUGGCCAAGACCCUGCAGAGGCUGGAGUGGGUGACUUGGACGCUGCUCCUCGUGGGUUGCUUGAAGGCAUCUUUGGCGCACCAGCGCCGUCGGCACCCAACGUGGCGGAUGUGCCGGCAUCCUCUGCAGCUCCCAAGACUCUUCGAAGUGCCGUCAAGCUGACCACCUCAAUGGCAAGCUCGCGCUCGCCUCGAAGCAGCCGCAAGACCAAAAGUCCGGAACAGAGACGAAGCAUCGAGGGGCAGGUGAGGCCUCGAUCGAGCAAUCCCCGAGACAGGAGCGAAAGAGGUUCGAGGUCCACUGUUUCGGGCUUUCCGGCUGUCAUUGGCAACAAGCUGGAGUGGGCGCUGACCGCGAAGUCAAUUCAGGUGGCAAGGGAAACUCCAGGUGUUGCUGGAGCUCUCCUGGUCACUGGUGAAAUGGAGGUAGCUGGAGUCUACUGCCGUUUGAAGUUUUUCCCGGACGGCAGUCCAUUGCGCCAAGUGCCGGGCUUCUGCAGCCUCUACAUGGUAUGCACCGUGCCGAAUGUCAACGUACGGUUCAGGUUAUUUGCCGGGACAAAGUACUCACCGGUCUUGGAGGCCAACACUGCGCGGGGUGGCCGCGACCAGGGAAGGCAUGACCUAUGCCAACUGAAGGACGUCCUGGGUGAUGACGGCAGCGUUGUGGUCGGUGCAGAAAUAUUGGAGGUUCAGGCUGCAACCUGA